AUGUCCACUGCAAUCGACAACUCCGUACAGUCGGAGGAUAAAUCACCGGAAGACGUGCCCCUCGUGGCGUCUAUCGACGUCGGAACUACGUCGUCGCGAGUCAUUCUAUUCAACCUUUUAGGCCAGGAGGUUUCCAAACACCAGAUCGAGUACUCCACGUCUGCGUCCAAAGAACAAUUUGCCUCUGUGGGCGCCCGUCGCUCGUCGGUGGGCACUGCAGGCUCCGGAAGCCCUCAAAGCACCGCAGGGAGCUCAAGCUCGCAACCAAUUUUCUCUGCUGAGGGUAUCGCAAUCGAAGCCAAUGAAUUUUUAGAAAUUGAAGACCUUACAGGUCCCUCCAAUCCGACCCUCAGCUUUCCCCGGCCGGGCUGGGUCGAGUGCGAUCCACUCGGGAUUCUUGUCCAUGUCGUCCAGUGCUUCGCUGCAAACCUCAUCUCCAUGAAUAAGGUUAAUGGCGACCGCGUCUCCGCCAAUUUGCCCCCCUAUCGCAUUCAAUGCAUCGGUAUUGCCAACAUGCGUGAAACAACACUUGUGUGGUCUAAAAAGACGGGCAUGCCCAUCGUAGACUACGGAAUUGUGUGGAACGACACUCGCAACACAAGCAUUGUCACGGAAAAACGUAAUAGUACCCCACAAGCGCUGCAGGACAGGCUCAGGGCCAAAACCGGACUUCCAUUGUACUCGACAUAUUUUUCGUGCUCCAAGCUGCGCUGGUUGCUCGACAACGAACCUGCUGUCCGCGAUGCGUACGACUCGGGCGACUUAAUGUUCGGAACGGUCGAUACGUGGCUCAUAUACCAUCUGACUACGGAAAACGCGUUUGUCUCCGACGUCACCAAUGCGUCUCGGACAGGUUUCAUGAACCUCGACACUUUGGACUACGACGAUGAACUACUGGAUUACUGGGAUAUCUCCAAAGACAAAAUCCAUCUGCCCAACAUUGUGUCGUCAUCUGAGUACUACGGAGAUUUCUGCGUUCCUGAGUGCGUCAAAUCCAGCUUAACGUCUGUUGCUUGGACUCUGUUGGGCGAUUUCGUCACCAGAGUGCCUGCGGUGCCCAUUCAGGGCUGUCUCGGGGAUCAGAGUGCAUCUUUGGUUGGCCAGUUAGCAUUCAAACCUGGCGCAGCCAAAUGUACUUACGGCACUGGCUGUUUCCUACUCUACAAUACGGGAAAGAAAAAGCUAAUUUCAUCGCACGGUGCCCUGACCACCUUUGGCUUCUGGUUUCCGCAUUUGGAGAACGAGGAGCAUGCGCAGCCUCAUUUUGCACUAGAGGGCUCGGUGGCUGUCGCAGGAGCCGUGGUCCAAUGGCUUCGUGACAACUUAAGACUUAUUCCAAAGGCCGAGGACAUUGGGCCCCUAGCGUCAAGAGUAAGUGACAGCGGAGGGGUUGUGUUUGUACCCGCGUUUUCAGGAUUAUUCGCGCCUUACUGGGACGCAAGUGCAAGAGCUACCAUUAUGGGUAUGUCGCAGCAUACCACGUCUUCUCACUUGGCCAGAGCAGCCGUGGAGGGAGUAUGCUUUCAAGCUAGAGCUAUUUUGAAAGCCAUGAGCUCCGAUGCCGCUGGUGAAGGUGCCAAGGACAGAGACUUUUUGGAAGAGGUAGUGGACGGGACCUACGAGAAGGCGCCUUUGUCAGUGCUUGCAGUUGACGGCGGAAUGUCCAAAUCCAAGGAGGUGAUGCAGAUUCAGGCCGACAUCUUGGGGCCUUGCGUCAAAGUAAGAACGUCUGCGAGCUCGGAGUGCACUGCAUUGGGAGCCGGUAUAGCCGCUGCUUUAGCCUACAAAAAUCGUGAGAAUCGCAGACUAUGGAAAGACCUGAAGGACGUCAAGAAAUGGAUUAUGUACGGGGGCGAAGAGCCCAUGGGCAAGGCCAGAGAGGCAUUCGAGUCGUCGCAAUCGAGAACUUUCAGAUCCAAGUCGUUGGAUAGCGACAGAAGACGGAAGUGGAAGCUUUGGGAAGCAGCGAUUGAAAGGUGCAGGGGCUGGACGGACAUAAUGGAGGAUGAGGUUGGAACAAUCCCAAAAGGAACCGUUGCCGCCAAGAGCAUGUGA
Lachancea meyersii CBS 8951 is the source of this 2055-nucleotide messenger RNA. The record is from the annotation of a GenBank genome assembly. Lineage: Eukaryota; Fungi; Ascomycota; Saccharomycetes; Saccharomycetales; Saccharomycetaceae.